GGCUACACUAGUGCUUAAAAAAGAAACACAGGCUACCCAAGCCAUAGAAUAUAAACAUAACGGUUUGUUUUGAGGUGUGUAUACGUUUAUUGUUAACCGCUUCGCGUCGGAGUCACACGCUGAAUAUCUAUUGUUCUGCUGCUCGAUUACUUUGGCCUGAUUCCGCCGACGUUACCAGAUCGACGUAGCGGCUAUUUUGGUCUGGAACUGAGAACGUGCUGGAAGUAAACGACUGCGUUAUUAUAAUCGCACAAGCCUGCUAUCCUGAUUUUUUUUUUUACCCAGCCUUAUUUUCUUCUAGGCUUACUUUGUAGUUUGCAAUGCGAUCGGGCUCAUAAUGUGUGACAGCGUGGUUCUGACGGUGCGUCUGGUUCGGUCCUUUGAGCAUCGAAACUUUAAACCGGUGGUCUACAAAGACGUUCAUUUAGACCAAACAGUGGGGGAGUUCAUUACAUUUGUCAAACAAGACGUUUCAACAAGAGCCGGGCUGCCUCCACCUUUUAAGAAGUUUGACUAUGACACAAUGAAAAUUAUUCACCAGGCACAUGGAGCAAAGACAAAUGAGCUGGUGAUGAGUUUAGAGGACGAUGAAAAGUUCAUUCUUCGUGACGGCUGCAGGUUAAGGGCAUCUGGUGUUGCCAAUGAGACAGAACUUGCCUUCUUCAAAAUGGCCGAUUAUGAAAAGUUCAAGGCCAAUCCACAGACGGAAUGGUGAUGACCAUCAACACAAGAGCUCUUGGAGUAUUUAUUUACCAGAGGCGCUUCUUUUCAUCUGCGACAAGCAAGCGACCUCUUCGAAGUUGAAUCGUAACGUUUAUUUUAAUUUCCUUUAUAGCUGUAUUUUUUUAGAUUUAUUCUUAACAUUUGAACGACUGCAGCAUAGUUUCAGAUGUACACGUUUGACACACAAUUAUUUUUGGAGGGCAUGAAUACUGUAAAUUCUAGUGUAAAAAUGUGCAUUUGGAAUGGCAAUUAUUUUAUGUACUUUUAUUUUAUUUACAACAAAUCAGAUACCAGAUAUCUUGUUUUAUUUCAGUGACGUCUUGGAAAGUGAUCGCCGUUUUGUUAAAUAAAGUUGAAUGUCUAAAUCAUGCUUUAACAACA
Messenger RNA from Puntigrus tetrazona (Sumatra barb), 1104 nucleotides. It is a transcript of the gene c9h2orf76, whose product is annotated as chromosome 9 C2orf76 homolog. The transcript is spliced from 5 exons. Bases 338 to 715 code for a protein of 125 amino acids. The record is from RefSeq and is a predicted model, not a curated record. NCBI's taxonomy places the organism in Eukaryota, Metazoa, Chordata, Actinopteri, Cypriniformes, Cyprinidae.